UUGUUGCCUAACGGGGGAGAAAAUGAGGCUGUGAAGAAGUAGUGGAGUAUUAACCGACGUUGUUGCCAGUUUCUCCCGAGGAAAGGACGGACUCAGCGGAGAAAGACCGGGGAAGAAGUUUGUGCAAGAUGCAGGGGGUUUCAGCUACUGAUCUCCCUGCCUCCACUCUGCAGUACCAGUGUGGAUCAGUGGACUAUCUGUGUUCCCCACGGCUGGUGAAGAAAAUCCCGACCCCUAGACAAUGUCACGACAGGCCCGCCAUCAAACCCCGACCCCAGCCCUCCACCUCACCCAGACCUCCGACUGCACAGAAACCACAAGUGCCCCCUAAACCUACACACCUGCUCGCCCUCGGGCAAGAUAAGAAACCGAAGAGGAUCCCUCCGGCGCCGUCCAGACCUCUGCCAGCUCCCCCUCCUCCACCCAAACCAAAGCCCAGCGUGACUCCUCCUGGCCUGGUCACACAGCCACAGAGAGAGGCCCAGAAGGUGGGGCUGCUCAUCGAGAGGUUCGAGAAUUCAAGGGUGCCCAUCAUAGGGGUGCUCCCACGCUCCCAGCUGCACCUUUGUCUGAGAAUGGACACUGCAUCUGACAUCACGUCCUCCUGCGGCCAGGACACCAACACGGCGAGGGUCGCAGGAGACUGCUCCCCUGUGGACAAACUUGCACUUGGCACCUCGGAACGGACUGACGAGGUAUCUGAACUUUCCCACCUGGCCUCUGUGCACCUUGACGGCACAGAUGACGCCCCGCUGAACGACUCCGCGGAGUUUGACAUCACGCACGACAGCAUAAGUUGCCUUGACGUUGUGGAGCGGGAGGAGGGCUCCUCCCGCGAGCUCUUGGACAAUCCGGACUCCUCGGAGCAAAACGGGAAGAUUCCUAACCGGGACAGUGGCAUCGACAGCCCGUCCUGCACCGCAGAGGGCGAGGUGUUCCCCAACGAGGAUGCCAUCGACGAGGAGGAUCAUUACGACAGCGUCACAGAAACUGAGAGUGUGUCCUGCUGUGUUACCCUGAGCAACAAGAGAGACUCAACACAGGAUGAGGACAGUGACUUGGAUGAGGGCAGUAGUGGAGAAAUACACUCUCUGACGGAUACACAGACUGGCUAUCUGACAGACCCACAACCGGAGGUGCACAAAUGCUCAGAGGCUCAGAGGCUCCUCAACAUCUCCAAAGAGCUUCUCCAGACUGAAGAGGCCUAUGUAAAAAGACUCAACCUCCUCGACCAGGUAUUUUGCACUAAGCUCACAGAAGCUGGAAUCCCUCAGGACGUCAUUACAGGGAUCUUCUCCAACAUCUCCUCCAUCUACUGCUUCCACGACAAGUUUCUGCUCCCUGAGCUCAAGACGCGAAUUACUGGAGAAUGGGACUCGACCCCUCGUAUUGGAGACAUCCUCCAGAAACUGGCUCCGUUUAUGAAGAUGUAUGGAGAAUAUGUGAAGAACUUUGACCGAGCCAUGGACUUGGUCAACACCUGGACACAGCGGUCGUCACAGUUUAAGAGUGUCGUUCAGAAUAUACAGAAACAGGAUGUUUGUGGGAACCUGACGUUGCAGCACCACAUGCUUGAGCCGGUCCAAAGGAUUCCUCGCUAUGAGCUGUUGCUCAAAGACUACCUGAAGAAGCUGCCUGAAGACGCUCUGGACCGAAAAGAUGCAGAGAAGGCACUGGAACUCAUUUCUACUGCAGCUAACCAUUCCAACGCAGCAAUCAGGAAAAUGGAGAAGAUGCACAAACUGCUGGAGGUUUAUGAGAGGCUCGGAGGAGAAGAAGACAUUGUAAACCCAGCAAAUGAGCUCAUCAAAGAAGGCCAUAUCAAGAAGAUGUCAGCCAAAAACGGAACAGCACAAGACCGAUACCUCUACUUGUUCAACAAUAUGGUGCUAUACUGUGUGCCUAAACUCAGACUGAUGGGACAGAAGUUCAGUGUAAGAGAGAGGAUUGACAUCGCCGGCAUGGAGGUGCAGGAAAAUGUGAAGCAGAACCUUCCUCACACGUUUGCCAUCAUUGGCAAGCAGCGUUCCCUGGAGCUGCAGGCUAGGACGGCUGAGGAGAAGGAAGACUGGAUACAGGUGAUCCUGGCCACUAUUGAACGGCACAAACAAAACAGUGAAACAUUCAAUAAAGCUUUCAACAGCUCCUUCUCCCGGGAAGAUGACCACAUCCCUGAGUCUCCGGGUCCCUGGUGCAACACAUCUAUCGACUCAGACGGCGAAAGACUGCAUGAAAGAAAAAGUUCCAGGAAAAAGGAGAAAGAGAAGCAAACGUGUAAAGGCUGCAGUGAGAGCUUCAACUUCACCAAGCGCAAACACCACUGCAAGUCCUGUGGAGCGGCCAUCUGUGCAAAGUGUUCGAAGACCUUGGACAACAAAACAAGCCGAGUGUGUCCGGAGUGUUUCGAAGCCAGCCUCAGCCUGGAGAAUCUGGGCGUUAGUGAACCGAAAAAGAAAGCUGUGCCUGAGAGACAGACAUCUCUAACAGGGGAGAACUGCCUGCUAUGUGGCCACCUUCAAGUGCAGGAGAAAGGGAAGAGCUGGACCAAGAUGUGGGUGGCUGUCACCAAGGCAGAGCCACUGGUGCUGUACAUGCAGAGCAAUGGACAGGACUCCAAGGGUGCGCGGGCGGUGCCACUUCCUGGUUUCGAGGUGGCCGUGGCGCCGUCAUCAGCAGGUGACAAGUCGGAGCUCAAACACGCAGUGCGGCUCAGCCACACCCAGCAAACUUUGCUCCUAAGUGCCCAGGAUGCCGAACUCCAGGCCAAGUGGGUGGACGUCCUCUCCAAGGCUGCCCGCGGAGAGACGCCAACAGAGGCAUCGAACAGCCUGAGUGAACACAGGAAGAGCCAGUAGUAAUGGCCAUGUUGGAGCUACAGGACUCCCUUUCUCCCUCUUUCCCUCUCUCUCCUGUGUACAAAGCACACAUUACUUGAAUUCACUUUACCUUGGCACUUUUUUUGUUUAGUUUAGUAUUGUUUUGUCCCUUCAAAAGGACCACUCAAUCCUUCUUAUGCCACUUCAAUCUUCUCGCCAUGACCACACAGAUACUUCUUCUUCUUCUUCUUCUUCAUUUUCAUCUUUCUUUCUUUCACAAACACACAAAAACAAGAAGGACUUUACUAUCAAACAACCACUGUAUGUUUGUGUGGUUAGGAUGAUUUUAUUACUCUCAGUGUUUUCCAACAACUGGAGAGGGCUUAAUGUUUUAUUUGUAAUAUAGUAAAGACUUUUUUUUUUUUAAAAGAUGAAGUUUCCUGUACAUGAUGAGGCUGUGUUGUGAAGCAUUAAAUCUUAUGUGUCUGUUUUUUUUCCAUUUGUGCGAAAGUGAGUGAGUGUGUGUGUGUGUGUGUGUGUGUGUGUGUGUUUGAGCGUGAGUCCCCUCCUGUGUUUAUUAAGUAUUGAAUGUUAGUGUAAGAAAAACCUGCGCCACCUCUUUGUUCUCUCUCCUCCUGCUGGGAACACAGUGGCCGUUCGGUGGGUAUUGUACAGUAUGUAUACAAUAGUGUGAUGUAAGGAAAAAAAGACAUUUUAACUUAAGAAGACACAGAUGUGUAAGCUUGUGGCUGGCCACCUGAUGCUCCCACUGUCAGCUCCCAUAUUAUUCCUCUUUAUCGGUAAUAACUCGCUUCCAUCCUUGUCUUUGGACUCGUGAGACCUUUAAUCUGAGACUGAUCCAGCACAGUUCCUCUCUUUCAUUAUUGUGAUUCAUCCACAGACGGGACGGGAUCAAGUGGUCUCAACUGUGACCUAGGUUCAGUUGCUCAAUAUUUCCACUUGUACACAAGCUGAAUAAAUCCCUUUCAUGUUAUUCGCUCUCUCUAUUUCUGCAUAGCAACUGAUUCCCUGCUUCUCUCCCCAUGGUGAUGUGAUGGAAACCAAGUACUGUACUGUAAAACUGUUUUUUUCUGCCUUGCCCCCCCCCCCCCCCCCCCCGUGCCCUGCUCCUAUCAGCACCAGCCUUUAAGCAAAAGUAGCAAAAAAAGGAAGUUGUCAUUGGAUCAUUUGUGCAUGUAAACGCUCAUAUUUAUGUACCUGUGCUAUGAAAUCUUUCCCCUGUCCCCCAUUUUUAUGCUCCAGGAUUCAUUCUUGUUGUACUGUAAGUGAGCAGAGUCAGCAUUGAGUGUUUUUUUUAAACAUGGAUUGUGCACAGUGGAAACACAGUCAAGCAUAUCAUCAAUAAAACAGAUGUUGUGAUUCAUACAGUACCAUGCUGUUGAACAAGAAG
Molecule: messenger RNA, 4227 nt
Organism: Labrus mixtus (cuckoo wrasse)
Lineage: Eukaryota; Metazoa; Chordata; Actinopteri; Labriformes; Labridae
Gene: fgd
Product: faciogenital dysplasia
Exons: 19
Coding region: 129-2855 (908 amino acids)
Biological process (GO): filopodium assembly; cytoskeleton organization
Cellular component (GO): cytoplasm
Molecular function (GO): guanyl-nucleotide exchange factor activity; metal ion binding
Source: RefSeq, a predicted model, not a curated record